UUCUUUUUCAUCUCUACGGCGUGCGUCAGUGAUGUUUCUUUCCUUUGAUUUCUGAUCCUUCUAAACGUAACUUCAAAAUGCUAUUGAAAGUAGUGAAUAUAAAUGGCUUGCAGCACCUGUUCGCCUGCACUGAGGGGCAGCAUGAUGAAACCCUAACUAUUCACGUUUUCCGUCCUCGCGAGAAGUGGACUUACUCCGAGACUUUGAUGAAACGCGAUUACCAGCAGCGUUUGAAAACGCUCAACGCGCGUGUGAAGUUUCCCGAGGAAUUGGUGCGCCAGGUCCUGCUCAACAAGGAUCCAUUGCAUGUCGAACAGGAUUACCAGCACCCAUUGAACGUCCUGAAACUGAAGUAUGCCAUGGCGAAUUUCAAAGUUUUCCUCAAGUGGGAAUGGCACCUGAGACCCAUGGAUGCCGCACAGUUGUAUAGCCAAAUGUUCUUGAACACAAUGUCCACGGCUUUGGGACUACGGGUUCAGAUACCCCUUCUGCUAGGGAUUAUCCAUGCCAAGGACAAGGAGCUGAACCAGUAUCGCACCGAGGGAUGCCAGCUGCGCAAAGUGACUGUGGAAACCAAGCCCUUUGAUCUCGAGGCUUUUAUGAAUAAGCACAAGCAAUUGCUGGACUGUUCCGCUGCCUACCAGAAGGCGCAGAGUACUUUUUUUGCUGAUAAGCCAUCGCCUAAUUGGACAUCGCUUUCUUCGCCAUGGGCACGGGAUGUCGCGCCCUAUUCUUCGUCAAACGGCUACUUUGCUUCUUCGAAGGCAUCAAGCCCAAAAGAAGCUCCUCGCAUUAGGAAGCGCAAGGCUCUUGAAAUCAAUACCAAUCAUAUGGAGCGCAAGGUAAUGCAGCGCCGCUCCAAUCCGCUUGUCGAGUACAAAAGCUCGCAGAGUUCCCAAGAGACAAACGUAAAUUUAAUCUUAAAAGUAGAGCUAGCGCCAAUGGACACCAAGAAUGAUCUCACUGAUGAUGACGAAGAGUCAUCCACAUCUUCGGGGCUUUCCCAAGGAUGGUCGGCCAAACUAACCAAAUUUAAUCCAACCGUCGGAAGUGGUGUAUAUGAACUUGCAUCUCAGGAACAGUAUGCUUCUUCUGAAGAUGAGGAUGCUUCUUCUAAAAAUGGGGAUACUUCUUCUAAAUAUGAGGAUGCUUCUUCUAAAGAUGAGGAUGCUUCUUCCAAAGAUGAGAAUACUUCUUCUAAAGAUGAGGAUGCUCCGUCUAAAGAUGAGGAUACUUCUUCUAAAGAUGAGGAUGCUUCUUCUGAAUAUGAAGAGGUCACUAGGGAGGCAUCGAACGCUUUCAAUUUCGUCAUAAAGAAGGUUGAAUCUUUAAAAGAGUUUUACGAUGCCCCAAGGGAACUCAUCCAAGAACCCAAAGUCGGAAAGUCCGAUCAGAAUUGGGAUUUAAUUCUUCGAACUGUGCUGGAAGAUAUCAAAGCCGUACUGAUUUACUCAACUGAACGCAUCGAAAAAGCGAUCCAGAGCUAUAUCAAUAAGUUAGCGCAAAAAUAAUUUGGAAACGAUCUCAUUCUAAAUGGUGCUACAAGCAAAACUUCACACUUAGUACAUACGUUUUUUUUUUUUGUUUUUUUUUUUUUUUUUUAGAUAAAAACAAGUCCUUAGUGAUAAAAGGAUAAAAUACAUGAUUCCAUUUGUUGAUUAGGUAUUCGUACCUAAGUCCAUCGAACAGCAAUCAAAUGAAACAAAGAACUGUAUAGUGUUGUAGAUAUUAAAAAGACGUCUUAUCAAACACCCUCAGUACACGUACACAAACAAGUUGACAAACACAAAUCCUCAGUGAUAAAAGGAUAAAGACAUGAUUCCAUUUGUUGAUUAGGUAUUCGUACCUAAGUCCAUCGAACAGCAAUCAAAUGAAACAAAACAAUGUAUAGUGUUGUAGAUUUUAAAACGUCUUACCAAAACACCCUCAGUACACAAACAAGUUGAGUUCCAUUGCAUAGAAGCAGCAACUAACUCCUAUCUCUAUGGAACAUAUCGAAUAAUAUUAAAAUUUGUCAAAAUGAUUGCCCGGAAAUUUUCUGGUCAAUUAUCGACCGAUUAGUCAGGGCUUUCCAGCGGUUAUAACCUCCUGAUCAAUGCAUUUUAUGUUAAAUAUUUUUUGGCACGAUUACUAAUAAAAUUGAUAAAAAAAGAAACGUUUGCAGUUUGAAUAAAUAAUCUUUAAAGUUUGCCUUAUCCCAUUUGCUUUAGAAGCUUUCAGCCUUUUCAGGCUGAUCUAGGAUUACAACAGAAGGAUGAAAGACAGCUAGACGAGGCUAGUUUUGGAUCCUGAGUAAUGCUUUCCUGAACCCUGAAUUCCCACAAUAAUGUGUUGUUCCCAUCGGUGGGUCACAACUAUAACUGAUCUACACAUU
This is a messenger RNA of Drosophila melanogaster (fruit fly), 2374 nucleotides long. RefSeq lists its product as uncharacterized. The transcript is spliced from 5 exons. The coding region runs from base 78 to 1511 and encodes 477 amino acids. The record is from RefSeq and is marked reviewed. Lineage: Eukaryota; Metazoa; Arthropoda; Insecta; Diptera; Drosophilidae.